AUGGAUGAGCAGGGACGUCAGGUGGUGCGCGAGCGUAUCGCGGGGCUGCUCGUUCAGUUUCCAGGAGAGGCAAGGGCGUGGGCGCAAACCAUCGAGGAGGAGGCCUUCAAGGCCGCGCAAGACGAGACGCGCUACUUCGAGACCAUCUCCCGCCGUUUGGCCACCCUGGCCUCUACCCCACCCAGCGAGCUGGCAGGCCUGCCCGCAACCGCCCCCAGUUCGGCCGCUGAAGACGAGGCACAACAGCCACCGCAAAAGAAGAAGAACUUGGGCCGACGACCCAACCCCAAGCGCCCGGACAAGGUGCCCAUAGCCUUCAUCCUGCCAGCGCCCGUCGCCACGCGCCCCGUCAGCCAACAGGCACCCCGGGAUCGAGCUGUGCCCAAGGACCUGUGGUUGCAGACCCUGCAUAGCUACCAAGCGCCGCUGGACGCCCUUGUCACCAAGACCAGGACUCGCGCCGAGAGCACACCGCCGAUGAUGAGCGGCAAAGAUGGGGCUCACCGACAGCAGCUGCUCGAGCUCCUCCAGCAGAUGCAUGGAUUGGCGCCGCCGACUGCGCAAAACGACAAAGUCUGCCAGGACUUGCUGGACCGAAUCGCUGAGUGGCUGCUGUGGGACGUCAACGGCGGGCCGCUCUUCCCCACCAUGGGACCCGCCUCAACGAUGAACACGAACACGACCACGACCACGACCACCACCGCAAGCACACCUUCAGAACCCGCCAAGCGCAAGAGGAGGGCCAGCGCUGACGACAACUCCCGAGCUGCGCGGCGCACGCGCAAAUCGCGAAUCGCCAAGAGCGGAAGCUCGCCAAGCAGCCCCGCUGCCACCCAGCACGAUUACGCAUCGGCCGGAGCUCCCGCGGUGGCCCACGACGCGCCCCGGGGCCUGUUUCCCUUCCACGGCCUGCUGGUCGAGGCCGAGGAGGGCAAGCUCGCGGCCGAGGGGCGGAUAUCGCCUCGAUGCGUGUCGGCCCUCCCGCCCGCGGGCGGCCUUGCCGUUCUUCCAUUGCCUUCGUCCGCAGGCCCGGCCAUCCGGUCUCCCACUUCGGCAUUCACUCCGUGGGGCGAAAAACGGAGGAGUGGCAGCCAGGCCGAGGAUGAGCUGAGCGCGGCGACGGCGAUCGAGGCGCUCUCCUCCAACAGACCGUCGCUGUUGCCGUCGCCGGUGAAGAAAGAGCCCGUGGAUUCUUCGGAGGUCUCGGGGAGUGAAGGAGAGGACGGCGAAGAUGUGCGGGAGGUGGAGUCGGAGAAGCCAUCGCGGCGGGGCAAGAAGCGCUCUGCCAAGCACGAGGACGCGAAGAAGGAGAGGCUCAGCAAGCGACGCCUGAAGACGCCCCAGCAGCUGGAGAUCCUGGAGACCGAGUACGCCAUCACCCGCUUCCCCAACACGGCCAAGAGGCAGGCCAUCUCCGUCGCCACAGGCCUCACACCGCGCGGCGUCCAGAUCUGGUUCCAGAACAAGAGGGCCAAGGACAAGUUCUUCGAGUCUUCGGCGCAGAAGUACAUGGCCAAGCGUGAAGUGCCCUCUUCUUCGGGGCAGCACGCCGGCGGGGGCAGUGGCGCGGCGCACUAUCCAGCACUCCUGCCGACGCCCAUCGUCGCCGACGCCCACUUCCCGCUGCUGGGGACAACCCCGCUCCCACGCAUCGUUUCCCUGCCUCCCAUCUCAGCUCCGCCACACUACCCCCAGCGUCAGCACCAGCACCAGCACCCGCCGCCGAUCCUGCCGCCGCUGUCGUCGCUCUCGCCGCCUCGCCCGCGCUCGUCGUCGUCUUCGCCCGCCCACAUCCCGCUGCUGCCGCCCAUCUCGUCUCUCCCCGCCUUUUCCCUGAUGCACUCGAGCUUCGCCGAGCCGGGGACCACCUCGUCGAGCCGCUCGUCGUCGCCGCUUUCGUGUCCGCUCAACCUCGUCAACGUGCCGCCCAACUUCUCGUCGCCGUCGGCGUCUCGGUCGGCCUCGCCCUCGUCGUACCAGCAGCUGCCCCACGCCACGGGCGGUGGCGGCGGCUCGCCGAUGGACCUGAACACGCUCAUCUCGUCGCUCAACAACACGAUCAACUUCCUCACGGCCCUCCACUCGAUCGCGCCCUCGACGCAGACGUCGUCGCCCGUGUGCGCAUGGCAGGGCGAGAUCGUGUGGCAGGGCAUCGUGCCGGUCGCGGCCGGCAGUGGCCCCGAGCCCGCGCCCAGCAACAGCAGCAGCAGCAGCGGUGGCGCGCUGCCUCGGCUCUACUCCUGCCAGGUCUCGAUCCCCCUCGUGUGCCUCUCCUCCGAUCGCAAUUGCAUUUCGGUGAUGGAGCGAUGCGCGGCUCAGAUGAGCGUUGCCAGCAUGCACCCCAGGGGCGACCGAGCCUACGAAAACGUUAUUGAGUCCAGCGAGCAGGCGGGCACCGUCCUCGAGUUCCUGCCGUCGUCCGAGGGCGCUCGUCAGUCGGUCGCCUUCCUGCUGGACCAGCUCAGUAGUGCGCCGCCGACGCUCAGGUCCGCGCAGCUGGCCACCGUCAACGUCGACAGCCGACACCAACUCGUCAUGUUCGCUGCCCAGGGACGCCUCCUCGGCUGUCUGGCCAACCUCACCUGUUCCCCUUCGCCUGCGCACAACGCAAGGCCUUAG
Messenger RNA from Acanthamoeba castellanii str. Neff, 2619 nucleotides. RefSeq names its product homeobox domain containing protein. The transcript is spliced from 7 exons. Lineage: Eukaryota; Discosea; Longamoebia; Acanthamoebidae. Bases 1 to 2619 code for a protein of 872 amino acids. Gene Ontology annotation, molecular function: DNA-binding transcription factor activity, RNA polymerase II-specific; DNA binding. Gene Ontology annotation, biological process: regulation of transcription by RNA polymerase II. The record is from RefSeq and is a predicted model, not a curated record.